UGACAGCAUUUCUCUAUCAGUUACUACAAAGCCCGGAGGUGAUGCGCCUCCUGUCUCUACCACAGCCACCAGCACAGCCCAAGCGAUCAGCUCUAAAAGCAACGCAGGAAAUCCACCUUCUGCCCCAACUGUGCCUCCCGCCACGACUCAAGGAGUCAUGUCAAAAAGCAACACGGGAAGCUCAACAUCCAAACCCUCUACGUCUCCCUCUUUAGUCACAAGCCUUCCAAACACUUCAACAACGGUACCAUCUACUCCUGCUGUGUCUUCCAGCAUAGCUCAAAUGACCAGUCCUACAAGCGCCCCAGGGAAGACAUCGUCCACCUUUACUGUGCCUACCAGCACAGCUCCUGGGAUCAGCCCUACGAGCAAGCCUGGAGGCCCACCACCCAUCCCUGUUCCAUCGCCCAGUGCCAACCCUUCAGCCAGCUCAGCACCAUUGGUAUCCACCACUGCUGUGGUGUCCAGUGCACCUCAGCACCAGAACAGCCCUUCAGGCAGCUCACAAACCACCACCGUUGCCACAUCUCCCAGGGCAGCUCCAGGGACCCCUCCUUUGCUGCAGCUGCCCAGCACUGCAGCCAGCACCACGAUCCCUACGGGCAGCCUUUCUCCUGGCCUCAAGGAUCACGUUUCCUCCACCAAACCUGCCUCCCAGCAGCCUCAUUCUUCUCCCAGUUCUGAAGUCCAGGGAUCAGCCUCUUCCAUCAGACCUGGAAGUGUCAGCACUUCUGUUACUCCUUCUGCUGGAUCCAUCUCCCCCACUGCUAGUAAAACAUCCCAGACUUUAACACCUGGGAGUAUGGAUAAAGUCUCUCUGCCAACCACCACUCUGACUUCUGGUGCAGGUCAGACCAGCCAUGGACAAGGACCUGUGACAACCAAACCUGUAAUCGCUGCGCAUAGCCCAACCAGCACGCAGUCAUCGUCCCCAACCCCCGGGCACCAGACGAUGAGCAGCAGGCCUGGCCCUCAGCACCCUAACGAUACCUUCCAAAAUGAGGUCAUUUGUGAAGAUCAGAUGCAAAAUAGCUGGCCCAUCAUAAACCUUAAAGAAGCUAAAACCUGUGCCGAGUGGAAGGCAUUGACCCUCAAUGGCUCCUUGUUCAAGACCUUCUGCUCCACAGACCGCUACAGCUACGAGCCCGGCAGGGACAAGUGCACGGUGACACUGGCAUCCGCGGAGCCGCGCUCGCAGCGGUGGGCCGUGCGGGCCGUCGUGCACCUUCACCUGGACCCUGAGAAGGUCUUCAAGGAGCUGAAGGAGAAGAAGGAUGAGUUAGAGGAGCUUGGUAUCACCAACGUCACCUUCCACAACGAGCAGCAGGAGGAGGAGAUCAAGGACCGCUUCAGCACGCCUCUCAUCAUCACCAUCGUCACACUGGCCGGCUCCCUGCUGCUCGUUGCUGCCAUCUAUGGCUGCUGCCACCAACGCUUCUCCCACAAGAAGGACCAGCACCUGCACCCCGAUGUCCCCGGGUUUGAUGAUGGACAUGUGGCCCUGAUCUUUAAUCAGCGCCUGACCGAGGAGCUGCAGACCAUGGAGAACGGCUACCACGACAACCCCACGCUGGAGGUGAUGGAGACCUCCUCGGAGAUGCAGGAGAAGAAGGUGAACCUCAACGGCGAGCUGGGCGACAGCUGGAUUGUGCCUCUGGACACGCUCCUCAAAGACGAGCUGGAGGAAGAGGAGGACACGCAUCUAUAGAAGGGCGGGCGCUUGCGAGGAGAAGACAACCCCCAAGCCAGAGACCACGUCGCCCUCCCCAUACGCACACACAAGACCCCAACGCAAAGCAGAAUUCCCCUCCCAAGCCCCARAAAAUCCCCUGUGAGCUCCUCACAGCCAAGGUGGUGGAUGAGAAGGUCCUGUGUGGAUGAGCUGGAGCAUUGCUGGAUACCCCCAGAUUUUGGGGAGGCCUCGGGAAGCCCUUGGGCUUCCAGCAGCUCCGCUGCCUUCCCUGCCCAUGGAGUGCCCCAAGGGCGGGCUGCUGUGGUUGGCAGAAAGGGCCAUUUGUGCCCCAUUUUUGAUGCCUAGCAUUGGAAAAACACCAAAUAAAAUCAAAAAUCUGCCGGGAGAUGCCAGCAGCCACGAGCGAGCUGCAAGAAGACCUCGGCAUGAAGCAGCUCCCAACACCUCCUUUCCUUCUCCAGCCCUUUCAGGAUGAUCCCAAAGCCACUGGCUCCAACGCACAAGGUCCACGGUCAGACCUGCCCUGGGAGCUUCCCAGCAGCUCAUGCUGGGAAUGAGGCCCCAGGACCAGUCGAAGCCAAGAGGGAAGCUCGGGGAAACCCAAAAUAUUUAUAGAUGAAGGUCAGGGCAGUUGUGUCUCCAGCAGGAGAAGAUGCCAUCCACAGAGGACAGGGUUUGAACCUUCAAACCCAUCUAUUUUUUUAUGUAUAUAUUAAGUGCCGUUCGUUAGCCAUGUGCACCACACUAAGGGGAAGUAAUUUGGGAGGGGGAAACUAAAAAUAAACAAGUAAAAAGAGAUAAAAACAAGUAAAAAGAGAUGAUGAAGAAGAAGCAGCUGAAGGCUUUAGGCAUGUGCCUAAAAUCCCAUCGCCUUUAAUGAAUCAGGUCCAAAGACUUUCCCAAAGCCACCCCAAGAGCAGGGACUGGCGCUAGAGCAGCUCCGAGUCUCCAGGAACGGAGAGCAGGGAAGAGAUCGACUGCUCGGCAAAGUGCUUAUAACAAUUUAUAUUUGAAUAGGAAUUGUACAUUUAUUUAUUUUUCCAGACACCGUAUUUUUAAAAGCGCUGAUGUUUUAUAGUAGAUUUUUUUUUCUUCUUCCCUUAUUUAAAGAAAUACUGCCUGAAAACAAACAACAAACAAACAAAAAACACACACAAAUAAGCAAGUUUUUACGUCGAUACUGUUCUUUUCGCCAAACGAUCAGGUAGGAAAUGCAGCGAUGAUCAUCUCGGGCCUUAAUGCUCCCCUGGGUAGACUGUAGCCAUCACUGUUAGACCAAAAAGAAAAACUGACCCCAAUAUUUCCUUCCUUCUGCCCCUUUUCCCCUUCCUUUCUCCACCCUCUUCUCUCCCCAUCCCAAAACAGCUUUAACUCAAGACUCGCUGUACAAGCAGAUCACUGCUCUUACCUCCGGGUGAGACUUCUACAAGCAGCUCGGAUGUCCUCGUGAGAGACUUUCCCCUAUUUGGGAUCACGAGGAGCACGCGGAAAUGUCCGCACGUGCCCGGCCCAAGUUUCUACUGUGACUUUUCCCUCCGUCCGGAGCCGCGGUGGGAGCGCGGAGCCUCCCUGCUCGCCGCCCGCGUCUCUCUCGGGGACAGGAGUCUGAUUUACACUGGAACGGACUGAGAAACUGGAUU
Molecule: messenger RNA, 3333 nt
Organism: Nothoprocta perdicaria
Lineage: Eukaryota; Metazoa; Chordata; Aves; Tinamiformes; Tinamidae
Gene: PODXL
Product: podocalyxin like
Exons: 8
Coding region: 158-1708 (516 amino acids)
Biological process (GO): negative regulation of cell-cell adhesion; regulation of microvillus assembly; cell migration
Cellular component (GO): microvillus membrane; apical plasma membrane
Source: RefSeq, a predicted model, not a curated record